AUGUGGAGCAGAUUGACCGGUAGCUCUGCUGCCUCCAACAGCAACAAGGACGAGGAAAGUCGCCGCCGCCGUACUAGCGACUCCACGCGUUCCAAGCGCGACCCAGACGCCCGCUCCGUCGUGUCAUCCUCGACGACGCGCAAGCCAUCGACAUCGACCUCAUCUAAACGUGACACUGCGCCUUCCGCGUCUUCGAUUGCCUCCUUCACGACUGCCUUCGACGAGAUGCCGCGCUCACGGGCCACAACAAACAACACGAGCGGUCCCUACGACGACGACAACAUGCGUCGCGACGAUCGCCGCAGCAGCUAUGCCGAGUCGUCCAGCUCGACACUGCGCGACGACAAGGACCGCAAGACGGGCAAGACCAAGGACAAGAAGCUCGAGAAGCGCCGCUCGACGCGCUCAGUGCGGUCCGGCAGCACGUCGCAAACGGGCGCCGGCUACAGGGGCGAGAUUGUCGACAGUCCCAAGUCGGUCCAGCGCAGCUUCAGCGGCCAGAUUGGCAGCGACGGCUUCUCGCAGUUCCCAGGACAGGCAGGAGCGCCCAUGAUGUCGGGCGCUCUGCCAGUAGGAAGCCACCCACCACACCCCGACGACAUGGACGAUCACGUGCAGAGCCAGUUCCCUGGCCAGGACCCUCUGCGAUACACCUCGAGCGCGCUCCCUGGCGGCCAUCCAUUUGGAGCGGCUGCCGACUUCUACAACGACCAGGGCCAGUCAGUGCACCAACAGCCUGGCGUGAGGCCCCAGCCGCCCUCUGUCAUCAUAGGACAGGAUACCCCCCAUCUCAUGUCUGCCUCCGCGCAGCCCAACCCGGUUGCCGACACCGGAUCGGGCGCCGCUGCAGACUUCUACGGGCCCAGCACAAAUGGCUCUUCAUCCAGGCCUCCACGACCAUCGAGCUCGUCCAUGCCCGGUGCCUUCGUCGACGACACCCCGACGCCCCAGAAGCCACCGCGACCCGCAUCUUCAUCGAGACCCAACAAGUCGAGCACCUUCGGCCCAGCUGCUACUGCGGCCGGCGCAGCUGCCCUGGGAUAUGCCAUGGGCCACAGCUCCUCUAAUCACGAACACACCACGAGCUACAGCUCAUCGAAUGUUCGCCCUUCUACAUCAUACUCUUCUUAUACUAAUAAUACCCCCCCGGCUGCUCCGGCUUCUACGUACAACAUGUACGGCCCGGGAUCUAAUGCUUCUAAUACCGCUGCCAACGACGGCAGCUACCUCCCACCCUUUGCUGCAGCCGCCGCCUACGGCGUGGAAGGCGCGCCUCCUCCAAAGCCACCUCGGCCAGCCAAGCCAGAGAAGCACUCGUCUGGCAGCAUGGCCGGACUGUACGCUGCUGGCGCCGCAGGACUGGCGGCUUAUGGCUUAAACCAACAUAAUUCACACUCACACACCCACUCCAACACCCACACACACUCGCACAGCACACACCAUCACCCGUCGACGCACGGUCCGAACGGACAUCAUCCCAAUGGCCUUACACCCAGUCCAUACAUCUCAGGCGGCAUGGCUCACCAGCAUCAGCACACCGGGCCUGUUUCCAAGUUUGUCGAUUGGUGGAAGGACUACGAAGAUGUGCAGAAGAUGGAAGAGUACACCGAGUACAUUGGAGUUUGCAAGGGCUGCUUUGACCCUCGCUCUUCCGUUCUGGACGCCCCACGGAAGCACCACUACUACAAACGGCGAUCCAAUGAGUUUAUGCGACCCACUGGUGGCAUUGAGAAGCAAUCUCGAUACUCGCUCAAGGAGAAGAAGUCUUGGGGCUCAGUCUCUUCGGGUGAGGAGCGUCGCAAGAACAAGAGCAGCGCCGCGGGCUGGGUAGCUGCAGGCCUGGGCGGCAUGGGCCUUGCCAAGGCUGGAAAGGCUGUCUUCAGCGCGGGUCGCGACGACUUUGACGACACAUACAGCAUCAAGUCCGGUCGUUCGAGGGUCUCACGACACAGCCGCAGCAGAUCAGGGGAUCGCAAGAGUUACAGCUAUGGUAGCUCUGGCAUCCGCCACCGCAGCAAUUCUGCCGACCGCAUUUCCGUCAUGUCCGUAGGCGUUACGAGCGACAAAAAGGACCGUAAGGAUCACAAGGUUGUUCACCGCCAGUCUCGGUCGCGCCGUUCUCGCUCAAGCUCAACUUCAAGCUCCAACUCAGGACGCGGCAAGACAGGCCUGAUCGGCACUGCCAUUGGUGCAGGUCUUGCAGGAGUCGCCCUUGGAGCGGCCACAAAGAAGAAGCAGCACAGCCGAUCCAGGUCCCCGAAGAGGGUUCAAGUGGUUCAUCACCGCAGAGACAGCAGUGACGAUGAGCGUCGUAGGAGAAGAUCGCAUUCACUCCGACACAAAGCAUCCCGAAGCUCAACAUCUGGAGCCUCUGUCAUCGAGAUUGGCCAGAAUCACGAGUCCCAGGGUGGCUUCCUCGGAGGCUUCUUCUCUGCACCCCCACCAAAGGAGAAGCGAGUGAAGACAGCCAAUAGCCUGAAGAAGAAGAAGAAGGGCUUCUUCAGCUUCAGCAACGCUUCAACGUCCUCAUCCGACUCCGAGAUGGCAUUCGGCACCGGCUACGUAAGGAGGACGCGCAGACGAUCGUCGCCGAAGAGACGAAACUCGGAUGAGCGACUGAAAGCUUCGCUACUUGGUCUUGGCGCUACGGCUGCUGCUAUCACAGCCGCGAAGGCCGGCAAGGGCAAACGCCACAACGAAGUCGUUGCUGUGAAGGAGAACCGUCUUGGUCGCAGAACCAGUCAAACUUCGAGACCCGCCUCACGUUACGGAGACGACGAGUGGGAGGACUUGCCGGACGAUGGUACUUCCGACUCUUCGAGUGAUGGCGGUCUCGUAUACGGCGAUUAUUCCCUGAAGAAGACCAAGAGCAACGAGUCUAUCGGAUCCAACCACUCAGGUACGAACAAAUGGGGCUGGCGAUGGGGCUUUGGCAAGAAGAGAAGGUCUUCCAACAACCUCUACGACAACAUCGCUAGUACAUCGCUCAUUGGGCCUGCCGCAGCUGGCGCAGCAGGUGCCUUGACCGGCGCAGCUGUUGGAGCUGCCCAUGGACACCACGACAGCGAGUCUAGCAGCGCUCAAACAUUGCAGUCGGUCUAUCCUGUUGCACCCCAUGACCCCAAUGCGUCGUUCGAUGCACGCCGUACAAGCUCUAUCGUCACCAAUCAGCCUAUUGUCACCUCAGGACCUGGUCCCAUACCCAUUCAACACCCUCAGCCAGUGCAGCAAGUCCCCGGCGCCAUCUACUCAACACAGGCACCAUCACAAUCUGGGUACACCACAGCAGGUCCUUCAGACUUCCCACCAGCACCUUUCCCACCUCCUUAUCCCACGCAGUCUCAAGUUCAGAACAUUAUCAUCCAAAGUCCUCAGCAUCCUCAAUUCCGUCGGGCAAACUCUUCUCCCAUCCAAAGCUCCUCAUGGAGGCGAGAUGCCUCUAUUGCUGGACUUGCAGCGACUGCCGGAUUUGCAGCAGUUUCUGCGAUGAAACACCCCGACCGACCUCCGAGCCGACCGCCGUCCGCGUCUAGCAAUGUUCGCUUCAACUUGACACAAGAGCAGGCCGAGAAGGACCUCCGUGAGCGACGCAAGGAGCAGGAGCGACUGGACGAGGAGGCCGAGCGUCGCCGAGAACAACAGAGACGCGAGGACGAGGCGCGCCGGGAAGAGGAAGACCGAGUGCGUCGAGAACAGCUGCGACAAGAGGAAGAGGCCCGGCGAGCGGCACUUGCGCUCCGUGAGGAAGAGGAUCGUCUGCGCAAAGAACGGCAGCUGCAAGAGGAUGAGGCUCGACGGAUUGAAGAAGACCGCCGGCAGACAUUGCUCCGUUUGGAGGAAACGACACGCCAAGAAGAAGCGCGACGCCGAGACGAAGACGAGCGACGUCGCCUGGAGUUGCAACGGCAGCAGGAGGAGGCUCGCAAGUUCAUGGACAUCGAACGAUUGGCGAGGCUCGAGAACGAACGCCGUCGCGAACAGCAAGAGGUCCAGGCACGCCUCGCUCGGGAAGCCGAAGACCGUGAACGUCAUCAACGAAUGUCCGAAAUGGAGCGUCAGCGUCAGCUCGCCAUCGAGGCUGCGGAGGCUGAGCGCAAACGGAGAGAGCGCCGUGAAUCUCAACAACAAGAAGCUGAGCGCAUCGAUGCCUCGAGACGCGAAGCUGAGAUUCAAGAGGACAUGGAGCGCCGACGCAGGGAACGCGAAGCUCAGGACUACACCGACCGAUACGAGAGCGACCGAGCUCGUAAGCUUGAACAGCAGCCAACAGGAGAUUCAAUGGCUUCGACUGCCACCGUUGUACAACGCAAGGAGCAGGAGCUGCAAGACCGCGAACGCGAGGCUUUCAAGUCUGACAAGAAGUCUUCCGUUGCUGGCGCAGUAGCUGCUGGUGCAGCAGCAGCAAUCGCAACUGCUGCGAUCAAGGACUACAAGGACAACAAGGACAAGGAGAAGGAGAGGGAGCGCGAGAGGAAGCGCGACACCAAGUCUUCGUCUUCAACGAAGAGCAGCAAGAGCGAAUCCUCCUCGUGGAAACGCCCUAAGAACGAUUCUUCUUCGUCCAAGAGCAGCAAGAGUGAAUCUUCAUCCUCGAAGAGCAGCAAGAAGCGGGAGCCAACCAGCGUCAAGACUGUCGAACCCAGCAAAGUCAAGCAGGACAUUUUUGACGACGACAUCUUCAACCCCGAUAUGUUCAAGCAGAAGGACGAUUCACGCCAGCAAGCUCGCGAAGUCCUUCAAGAUUGGGAACAGCGGUACUAUGCUAAGCCAAUAUCACAAGCUGAGUUCUUCGCACCGGAAGAGCUUUUGGCCAACGACAACCUGCCCAAGGUCCGCCCAGUAGACCCGAACGAGGGUGCCCCAGACCUCCCCACGUACCAAUCCUGGGAAGACUAUCCUGUCAGCCAGCCCAAGGGCCCGCCUUAUCCUCCAUCAUACGCAUUUACCGCCACCAGAAAUGGUCGGUCCUCUCAGCCACCACCGGCACCUCCAGUCCCAUCGCUGAACCUCAUUUUGCCCACACCCCCCGGUAGUCGCACUCCUUCUGUACGCAGCGCAUCUGCCCCUCCAUCGCCCGCUAUGGAACCCAUCAGGGAGACUAGAGAGACUAGACGUGAGCCAAGAGAUGACGAAUCGAACCGAGCAAGGUCUAGAGUAAGCUGGGGCGAGAACCAGUUCCACCACUUUGACGUACCUACUCCGGAAUCUUACCGUGAGCAAUUUGUCUCGGACGGCGAUCUUAGGUCGCGUGAAGCCACGGUCGAGCGCGAGCCGCCCAAGCCCGAACAGACGACGUCCACCUACACACCCUACCGCCCCGAGAUGUCAAGAGUCCCCGAGAGCAAGGAGACUGCGCCAAGCACGCAAUACGUUCGGGACGAGAAGGACUCCAGCUGGGACAGUGUUGUGGACGCUGCUUCCAAGAAGAGCAACAAGAAGGAGAAGAAGUCAGCUGCAGCGGCAGCAGCUGCAGCACUAACGACUGCAGCGGUUCUUUCCCGAGAUCAACGAGAUCAAGAGGACGAGCGUAUCUACAGACGCGACCAUCCGACUGCAUCUGCUCUGAGCAACCCGACUGCAUCCAACCUCAGCAGUGCGACUUCCUAUGAUUUCAGCGAUCCAACUGCGUCUACCGUCAGCACUAUCGUCAGCAAUGCAACUGCAGCUGGGUUCAGCAAUCCGACUGCUUCUUCCCUGAGCAACCCGUUUUCCGAUGGAAACAGGGCCCCAUCAACUAUCGCUCCAUCGAUUAUCUCAGCUGCUCCUUCUUCCACAGUCACUCCUUCCAUCAUCUCAGCUGUGCCAUCUACGAGCAGCGUUCAGACGGCAUACUGGCAGCCUGAGUCAGAGCGCGACGCGUGGAGGGCGCCCCAACAGACUACAGUGGGACCUGGCUUUGUUGAAGGCGAGAUUCCUACACCGCCAGUGUCUAUGCACAUGCCCGGCGGCUGGGACGACAUACCGGACUCUGAGGUGCUCGCAGAGGAGCCGCCGACAUCGUCCGCGAAGAAGGACACAAAGGGUAAGAACAAGGCUAAUGAUACUGACGAAGUUGUAGCUAUGCAGAAUAUUUCUCGGCGUGGAGAGCCAACACCUGCAGUGAAGGAGAGGGAAGCUGAGCCAGAGGUCAAGCUCAGCAAGAAGGAGAAGAAGGACAAGAAGAAGAAGUCCAAGUCAUCGAAGCGAGCCAGUGUGGACACUUGGGAGAUGAGUGAUCCCAGUCCGCCAUCAAGCCCAAUAAUGGACCGCGAUCCCAGGGACAUCGAGCCCUCCCGAGAUCCUAGAGAUAUUGAGCCUUCUCGAUCUGCUGAAACCUCACGUUUCGCCGACUCUUCUCGCUCAACUGAGUCUUCUCGACCUGCCGAACCACCACGUCUAGGAGAAGCAUUCCAAGAGUCCCCUAGUCCUCCGAAGAAGCUCGCGCGACAAGGUGAGAGCAGCGGCAGUAAAGCCUCCACCGCUGCCAUGGCCGGUGGUUUCGCUGCUCUAAUGGGCAUGACCAUGAACCAGGAUCAAAACAGGAUGGCCUCGGAUGCCGAGCGUGCCAGGAAGGACCUUGAGUCUACAGAGAAGCACCAUUCACGCGAUUCUCCUGUAUCUCCACCGAAUGGCGCACGUGCACUCGAACGAAAUGAGAAGAAUGUGACAAUCCCAAGCUACGCAUUCGAGGGCGUUGAGGAGCUGGCCGAUAAGACACCCAGGCCGAAAGUCCAGAAAAGACACAGCAGCGGCAAAUGGUCACCUAGCAUCAGUUCUCCUCUCAGGACCGAGACGACCUAUGACGACUACAUAAACGCCCGCACCAUUCCCGAUCCUUCCAGAUACCAAACGAUGGUCGAGGCCCCAAAGGUUCCCACCGCAGCGCCGUUCACGAUGGCGCAUGAUCCAGUCACCGCUCGUAACGUAACCGACUCUGGGUACUAUGCUCCCGACGACGUGCCGAGCCGGGCGGGCAACGAUAAAGAAUCGAAUGGAUUCUAUCCCGCAGACUUCAACGAGGAGGCAAAGGACAGGCACUCACGAAACGAUCGCGACCAGGAUGUCGAUGACAGAUACGAUGAUGACUUCGACGACAGACCACGCAGGUACGAUGAUGACGAUGUGGGCUCAAUCGCUUCUCUGAGCUACAAGUAUGACGACCCCGAUCGCGAGGAGAGACGCCGUAGACGUCGCGAAGCCAAGUCUGAGACACGUGAGAAGAGCCAUGACCGCGGUUACGAUCUAGAAGAGGGUGGUGAACGGAGACGAAGACAUCGCCGCCAUGAGGAUGAUGAGGGCGCUGACGAUUGGGACACGAAAUCUGCCAUCUCCGAGACUGGCGAGCGACGACGCAAGCACAGGAGAAGGGAUGGGGACAGAGAUGCAUCACCUGAGACCAAGACUAGAUCACGCUCGACGGCUGCUUCCGAACUCGGCGACUACGAUGAUGAUCGCAAGUCCUCCCGGAGACGAUCCAAACGAGAUGAUGACAUGGUUUCCGUCGUAUCCUCCAUCCCAGAUCUAGACGAGGAUCGCAGCUCAAGGAGAGAGAAGGAGAAACGUCCAAGUGGCUUCCUUGGCCUUUUCGGCAGCAAGUCGAGGGAGAACUUGAAAGAAGCUUCAAGCAAGUCCUCGAAAUCUAGGGACGACGACGAUGAAGAACGCAAACAUCGUAGACGGAAGCAUCGGUCGGAUCGCGGUUCUACCUACGGCGGCUCAGACGAUGAUGACAUGCGCUCCACGAUCUCGACCAGUAGUCGACGCGAAAAGAGGAGCAGCCGCAGUCGUAGCGAGAGAGGAGACGGAGACAGGACGGAUGCUUAUGAUGACAAGUUCCGACCUUUGUAUCUGGUGGAGCGUAACCGCAAGUCCAAUGAGAUCGAUGAGGUGUUGCCAGCACUUCCACCCAGUAGUGCUUCCUCAGUAGUCUCUGGCGCGGAUUCAGAAGAAGAGUUUGAGUCUGCUCAAGAGUCACCUUAUGAGAGCGCUGGACAGUCAUCUUAUGACUCAUUUUUCGAUCCUUUGAGUACCGUAGCCGACCUCAUUUCGUCUAGCCAUGGACCGGAGCUUCAACAUCCUGAGCUUGCACAUCGCGAGAUCGAAGAAGUCGAGGAAUCCGGCCAAGCCACUCCUAAGGCCUCUGACUACUUCACAGGUGCCCAGGAAGCGUCCGCACCGUCUAGCGGUCCCAACUAUGAAUCGCUUACUGCGGCACUGGAGCAUGCCAGAGCACAGGAACAGGAUUCGUCCACCGACGAUUUCAUGUCGACUUUGACCUCCCCACAGGCGGAGACUCCUAUUGAGACAAGCGAGCUGCUCGAUGACAAGAUGAUGCGCGACGUUCCCAAGUCCCGCGACACUACUUCUGCCCCAUCGAGCAGCUCUUCAAGACUUCAAGACGCUGCUCUUAGCGCAGUAGUGGGAGGAUUGACAGCAGCUGCUUUGCGAAAACGCUCUCCUUCACCAACUCGAUCUCAGCGCGAUGACACCAAAGACAAGACUUCGCCAGAGCAACCUGAGCCCGAAACCAUCGAACCUGUUGUCGAACCAUCGCCAAAGGGCAAGGGUAAGGCCAAGAAGACCAAGAAAAGUAAGAAGGGUAAGGAGCCUGUCGCCGCCGAGUCUCCCGUAGCUCCGUCGCCUGUUAUCCCAUCGCCUGUAGCUCAAUCACCUGAGGAGAUAAUCAAACCAUCGCCCUCCUUCAGCUUCGCCACUACGUUCGUUGACAACGAAGAAGCUUGGGCCAAGAACAGGACUGAGUCCGUCGUUACGGACGAUGCUACGCUUGUCGGCGAGCCCGUCGGAACGCCCAAGGAUACCAAGGCAUUUCAACAGAAGGUUUUGGACACUACUGCACCAAAAGAGGAGGAAUCCACCGAGGUUAGACGCGCUGUCUUUGAUGAUAUCCCCCACGAAACUGCUAGGUCAAUUGAGCCUGUCGAAGAGGCAAAGCAGGGUCUUGGAAUUACUACUGAACCAGCUGCCACGACUGUUGAAGUUUCACAAGACGCGACUAUCGAGCCUAGCUCUUCCAAGUCUGCUGAACCCUCAAUUCCCGAGCCGGUCAUCGAAGAGGAAGUUGCGACUACACCCAAGUCCAAGAAGGCGAAGAAGAACAAGAAGGGUAAACGCGGCAACAAGCAAGCUGAGGCUGAGGCCGAGCCGGCAACCCUUGCAGAGGUCCCUACUCAAGAUGAUCAGAUCUUGCCUUCGUCCGAGUCGCAGCAAGACACUUUUGAACGCGAUAUCCUCGAGCCAUCUUUCGAACGCGAAGAGCCCAAGGACAAAGCCGAGGAGCCCAAGGACAAGGUCGAUGUCAUGGACUUCUUGGUUCAAGAAGAGGCACCAGCCGCUUCAACCGAUGAAGCAGUUUCGCAAGAGGCGGUGCCUGCACCUACUGCUCCAGCAGUCCCCGAAGAACCACCAGCUCCCUCGACCGACGAAGCAGUCCAGCAAGCGACAGAGCCUGUACCCAUUACUCCAGCAAACCCCGAAGAGCCCAAGUCGGAAGUUACAGCUGGGCCUGCCACGCCAGAGGUUCCAGCUCGGCCUAGCACAGCUGACGGCGCCGAACAAGCCAAGAACACUCCCGUCGAAGAAAACCGCCGAGCCUCUGGGAUCGAAGGGCAAUCGGCAGGUUCAGGCUGGGGUUCCGGCCUGUGGGGUGCUAUUGGAUGGGGCAAGAAGAAGGCCCCGCCGCCGCCAACAUCCGAGCCUCCGUCUUCUCCGAAGCCCCAAUCUGCCGUCCUCGCCGCACUAGCUGCAGCCAGAGAAGAGGCCAAGCGCAAGUCACAACCAUCCUCGCCAACUGUGUCCGAGAGGAAGAGUUCCAAGUCCGAAAAGAGGCCUUCAAUCUCCCGAGUGAAAACGCAGGAUGAGACUUCAAAGCCGGAGCUGUUGCAGAAGAUUGAGUCUAGGAGAUCGUCUGUUCCUACACAGCGACCUACUGAGGCUACGACCCGCGAAAUUGUCAAGGAAGAAGCCAGCUCCAGCGCUACACCUCCCACUGCGAUCUUCACUGAUGAUGGCAAACCUUCUUUCGCAUUCCCUCAGGCUUCCACGGCGCCUCAAGAACUAUCUAUCGAGACUCCCAAGGGGGGUCCUGUCAUUGAAGAGAAGGCUACAAAGCAAUCUGAGGAUGCCACUCCAUCUACAGCCUUCUUCACCGAUGACGGCAAGCCGUCUUUCACGUUCCCACCAGUAUCUACCAAGCCUGCAGCUGAGCCAACGACCAAGCCCGAAGAGGCACCUGUCUCCAAAGAGGAGAAGAGCCCUGCGUUUGUGUCCCCGCGUACCGCAUUCUUCACCGACAACGGCAAACCAUCGUUCACAUUCCCGAAGAUGUCACCCGCCCCCGCGGUUGAGUCAAGCGUCGCAUCUAGAGAAGUUCCAGUCGCGAAUGAUACACCAGCUCCUGUUGAUGUCUCGCCACGCAACGCUUUCUUCACGGAUGAUGGCAAGCCUUCGUUCUCGUUCCCUUCGAUGCCAUCUACGACUGCCGAGCAAGCUCCUUCGGUCGCAAAGGAAGUAGAGGUUGUGGAGGAGCAGAAGAAGCCAGCGUUUGUUGCGCCACCGAGCACUUUCUUCACUGAUGAUGGAAGACCUUCAUUUGCAUUCCCAUCAGUGCCAAAGUCUACUGAGCAAACUGCCUCAACUGCCGUUGAAAACGCCCCUGCGAAGACACAAGAGCCAGCUGUGUGCAUUGCACCUCAGACCAGCUUCUUCACCGACAAUGGAAAGCCUUCGUUCACCUUCCCAUCAGCGCCAGCACCGACCGAGCGCUCGGCAACGAUCAGCAAAGACACCAUCAUUGAAGAGAAGCCCGCGGAGCAAUUAUCUCUUGGCCGAAGUGGUUUGUUCACUGAUGCUGGGAAGCCCACCAGCACCAUCGCUGACUUCACCCCGACUGAGUCUAGCGGUUCUGCUUAUGACCGAAUCUCGGUGGAACCUAGCUCGUCAAAGAAGAAGAUCAUCAAGACCAAGAAGGAGAAGAAGGCGAAGAAGAGCAGCGUACCGAUUCCCGAUUUUGAUGAGCCUGCAGCCGAUCUAGCCAAGUCUGUCGAUGCUCCAGUUGACACUACGACAAAGGACCUGGGCGACCAGAUGACCGCUGAGCCUGUUAAGCCUGACCCUGAAGCAGCCAAACCUGCUGAGGCUCCUUUGGAAUCUGCGAUCGAAGCUUGGGGCGAACAGCUAGUAUCUGAGCCAACUCCUCUGACUGAAGAGCCGCCUAUCGUUGAUUCUGCCGAACGUACCGUCAAGCCCGAGCAACCAGUUACUACAGAGCCAAUUACCAUCGCCGAAGAUGAAGUCACGUCACCUGUCAGCAAGAAGAAGGCCAAAAAGAGCAAAAGGAGCCAGAAGGCUGAACUCGAAAGCACUGAGGUCGAGACCGCAGCCCCAACGACUCCGACCCAACCUGCUGCUGAGCGUUCGCUGGAUGCUCCUGCAAGCGAAUCUGCACCUGUCACCGAGACUAUUGCCGAACCGGUACCCGCAGAGGUCGUGCAAGAGAAGAUCGUGCCCUCUAACACGGAGGCCGCAGAGCUUGUAUCCGAGCUCGCACCGACUGUUGAAGAGCCUUCCCGUGAACAGCCCUCUCUGCCUCUCAAUCUGGCCACACCGACAGAGCGUGAAGCACCAGUUGAGUCCUCGCCUUCGGUUCAAGACGACGCGCCAAAGACGAAGAAGAGCAAGAAGAGUAAGAAGAAGAGCGGUAUCUCCACUCCUCAGGAGGAGCCUAUGACUGCUACCGAGCCAUCUUCUAUUACAGCUUCUGAGUCUGUCGCCGAUCAGCCGACUUCCGUUCCGGACGUAAUUCAACCAUCCGAGGUCGAGGCCGUUGACAUUCCUCUGCCUGCUGAACAACCUGAUGAAGAUCUCACGCAGCCUCUCGAAGAGGCAGUCCCCCGAGAUGUCCUUGCUGAGCAGGAGCCAAUUCCCGAGCCCUCUUCCGCGCCUGUAGAAGCUGAGCUUCCUUCUACACCGAAGACCAAAAAGGGCAAGAAGAGCAAGCGGAAGAGCGGUACUGUGACACCCCAGCCUGAGGCCGAAGUUGUACCUGAGCAGACCGAGGCACCCCUCGAGACAUCUGCCCCGAUCAGCGAACCAGUCGCAACUCCAAGCGAAGUGGUUGACCGAUCCCGCGACAUCAAGCAACCUUCAUCAGCUGAGCAAGUUUCCUCUGUCGAGACCUCCCUACCCCAGCAGAAGCCUGACGAUGGAGCUGAUGCCGCGACUGUCCCUCUCCCAAUAGAGAGCUUCGAUGAAGAUCUCUCAACACCAUUGGAGCAGCCGAAGUCUGUGGACGAAGUCACCCUUUAUGUUGAACCGACAGUUGAGGAUGCUCCAUCAACACCCACUUCGAAGAAAGACAAGAAGAAGAAGGGGAAGAAGAGCAAGACUGUCGAGGCGCCUGUGGAGGAGGUUGUGGUUCAAGAGGAGGAGAGCAAGAGCAGGGAGACUGGUCAAGGUCAGGGACUCUUUGGUGCGGAGACACCAGUUCAAGAGAAAGAUGUCGAUGCGAAGGACUUGACCGCCGAAAAGACUGUAGCAGCUCUACCUCGAGAGCAGCUACAAUCAGACAUUGCGGAGCGUGUGAACGAGAUUUCUGCGCCAGCUGAACCGACUCGACUUGAGCCCCUGUCUGAGGCUCCUAUCGUCCCGACAGAAAAUGCACCAAUCGCCGAGCCAAGCCAGCCUGCGCAUCUAGUGGUCGAUGAUGUUGCUGAAGCACCAUCUUCUUCUAAGAAAGACAAGAAAAAGAAGAAGAGCAAGAAGGCGAAGGCCGAGGACGAAGCACCAACCACCCCGACCACCGAUGUCCAGCGCGAAAUAGAGCCUACUUUACAGACUCCUGAAGCUCAAUCCGUUACCGAAGCUCUGCCUGAACAGCAACAUCCCGAGCCUGUUCAAGAAGUAUCGGUCGAUGUUAGUCCGGAACCCAGCGCGGUUGCUGAAGACACUGCCAAGACUGUCAACAGGCAGAUUCUCAUGGACGUUCCAACUCCUGCCCGAGAAGCCCUAGUUGAUGAGCCGAUACGACCUGCCACGCCAUUGGAGGAAGAGCCUUCGACGCCAUCAAAGAAGUCUAAGAAGAAGAAGGCCAAGAAGGGUAAAUCUGUCGAGAUUGAACCCACUUCUGCAGAUCUAGCCGAUGUGCAGACGGAGUUCCAAGCUUCUAUCGAAGCCGCUGGACCUGAAUCGGAGUCAAUUGAGGAUACCGCACUCGCUGGAUCUUCCAAGCCAAUUCAAGAAGCUCAGGCCGAGACUGAAGCAAUCGCAGCAGACCGAGCGAUCGAAGUCGCGCCUGAGGUUCCUGCAGAGUCAGUCGCCGGAGCAGAGGCGGUGCCUCUUCCAGAGACGCCGGCCCGCGAGAUCGAUGAGCCCAUCGCGGAGGUUUCUCAGCCUUCGGUGCCUGCCGAGAAUGUUCCAUCGAAGCCAUUACAAGAGGCUUCAACCACCGAGGCAGAAGCAGUACCUCUUCCACAGACGCCAGCCCGAGAGAUCGACGAGCCGAUCGUGGAUGAUCUGCCAGCAACACCAUCGAAGAAGAGCAAGAAGAAGAAGGCUAAGAAGGGCAAGUCACUUGACACCGAGCCAAGCACGCCUGUCACUGAAGUAACUUCCUCUCAAGCAGACCCGUUCGUGGAAUCUGCUCAACCCGAGGUGCCCACAACUGAGACUAUCCCAUCGGUGCCAGUUGAGACUUCCAAGCCAGAGCGCGAGACUCCAUCGGCUGAGCUUGUCGCUCUUCCCGAGACUGACGACAAGGAUCUGGAAGAGCAGAUAAUAACCCAAGCUGAAGCCGCCAAGCCACAAGAAGAAGCAUCACCAGCUGAGCUCGUAGCUCUUCCUGAAACCGACGACAAAGACCUCGACGAGCCUGCAAUUCCCCAAGUCGAGGCUGCGGAGAACGUUACUGCUGUUCCUGAAGUCGUCACCGACAUCUCUGAUAAGGUGGAUACUACACAGCCAGAGCGCAGCCAAGACCUCGACGUUCCUGUGGCUCCCGCUGAGCCUGUCGCCGAAGCCGAACCAGCUGAGCCAAUCUCGAAGAAGAGCAAGAAGAAGAAGGGUAAGAAAGGCAAAUCCAUCGACAUAACUGAGCCCAGCACACCGGUUACUGAGGAGCCAGCACCACAGUUCGACGUCCCUUCUGAGACUGUUCAAGAGGAGAAACGUAUUGAGGAUACUUUGCCGCCUUCGCAGGAAACGACUCGCACAGUUGUUGACAUCGAUGAGCCUGCACUCGCCCAGGAGAGCGUUACGGACGUUCCAUUCGCGCAACAGAACAUGCCUGUCGAGGAGAUUUCGGUUGCGCCUACCCCUUCUAGUCAAACUAUUGAGGACGAAGGCGCCGAACCUGUCUCGAAGAAGGGCAAAAAGAAGGCAAAGAAGGAGAAAGCCAACCAAGAGGCUGAAGUUGAACAAACCUCAGCAACUCCUUUGCCUGAACCUUCCACAGUGGAUACUACUACCGAUGCCAACCUUGACGUAGCUGCACCCAAGACUACUGAGCAACGCCAGACCGUGGAACCUUCAGAGAUCGAGCCCAACGUUGUCGAUGUCUCUUCCGAGAAACCAACCGACUCAGCUCCCAAUGUUGCUACCACAACACCAUCUCUCGAGACUACGGAGCGUUCACUCGACGACGUAUCACCAACGGAGAGGACAUUGCCCGAGACUUCACAAGUUCAAGAUCAGGCUGAGGCCGAAGAUGCUCCCAGUACGCCCAAGAAGAGCAAGAAGAAGAAGAAGGGGAAGAAGGGAGAGUUGGUCUCCGAACCUCAGACUCCCGUUAUCGAGUCUGAGCCAGUCUUCCCGGAGACCACUGUUCAAGAAGCGCUUCCAUCUACCGCUGCGACCACCGAAGAAUCGGUUAGUCGGGAUAUUGCAUCCGAGCCUACUGCCGAUGUUCUACCUACGCCUGUCGAGACCUCUACUACUGAGCAAGACGUCCCUGCUCCUACAGAGCCAGCGCAGGUUGAGGAAGUGGUUCAGGCGAUCGAUCUUGAGCCAGCACGUGAUGAACCUGUCCCAGAGCAAGCCACCGAGGAAGCGACACCACUCUCAAAGAAAGACAAGAAGAAGGCCAAGAAAUCCAAGAAGGCUGAAGUUGAGAGUGAGAUGCCUGAGGUAUGUUCUGUGCCAGUCGAGACCGUCUCGAGGACCGUUGGUGAGUCGACUCGUGACGAACAAGUUCCGCCGACUGUCCAGGAGACACCCAUCGAAGAGCCCGUCGUUGAGACGCAGAUCGUUCCUGAGGCUACAUCCCCAAGAUCGAUGCCAGUGGUCGCCGCAGGUCAAGACGAUGUACUUCCAAGCAUUCCCCUAGCUGAAGACGCCGCUGUCACCACUUCGACCGAUAUCGCGCCUGCAACUAGAGCGCAAGAUGAAGUCACAUUAGUCGAGAACGAAGACGUUGCGCCUGCGACUGAACAGCAUGAGGAGGAGUCUGCUUCCAAGAAGAGCAAGAAGAAGGCCAAGAAAGCUAAGCGUGCUUCCAUCGCCGAAGAGCCUACUGUUCCUUCUGUUUCUGAAGCGACAAUCGAGGAGAAGGACACUAUUCAACCUGAGCAAGCAGCGACUGUACCUGGACCUGCUGCGGCCUCGACACCUGUGCCUACCACCGUUUCUGAUACCCUCCCUGAGACUGCCACAGCCGAGGGACUUUCUUUUGACACCAAGCCCGCGCUGGAAGUGUCUGUAGAGCGCGAAGCGACUGUCGAUACCGCAACACCGUCCGUUCCUGAGGCCUCGGUUCGAGAGAAAGAGCAAGCGCCAGUCCCCAAGGAGCCAACAGUUGAGUCCAAGCCAUCGGAGGAGAUGCUGGCUGCCGAUGCACCCGUGCCCGAGGUCACUGAGGAAGCCGCCGCUCCACUCUCGAAGAAGGAUAAGAAGAAGGCAAAGAAGGCGAAGCGCGUUUCGAUCGCCGAGGAGCCCACUUCUAUCCCGUCAACGCCUGUCGAAGAGAAGACUGAGCCAGUGCUGGAAGAGCCUACAUCUUCAGCUACAGAGGCACCCGCCUCGGAAGUCCCCGUUGUGGAAGAGGUGCCGAGCACUGUGUCCGACGUUGCCCAAGACACUUCAUCUCAACCUACGCCUGCCGAACAGCUCAUUGUUACACCCGAGCCCGCUUCUGAAGAACUCAGCCAAGUUGAGGCUGUGCCAGAGAUUACCAGCCCAGUCUCGAAGAAGGAUAAGAAGAAUUCGAAGAAGUCAAAGCGCGAAUCGACUGCUGAGGCGGAGGCGGAGAUCCAAGUGGAGACACCAGCAGAAAAGUCAUUAGAGCGCGCUCUUGACGACGCUGCUGACAUUGCUGCUCCGGUUCCUGAGCAGCAGCCCGACGAAGCCACAUCAACGAAGCCUACUGCAACUCCCGUGAUUGCUGAGGAGCCGAGCAAGAGCGAAGUGCCUUCUGCCGUUCCAGUUGAAGAAGAGCGAUUUCCCGCGACCACAGUUGUAGAAGAGCUCCCGUGUGAGGUAGUGACUUCCGAGCCAGUCUCUGCCACCGUUCCGACCGAGACUUCGGCAGAAGAGCCCGUAGCGACAUCUUCGACCAUCGAUGAGCCAGCCACACCCUCCAAGAAAGACAAGAAGAAGGUGAAGAAGAGCAAGCGCGGAUCAGUCGCAGAGGUCGAGCCAUCUCUGCCUUCCACUCCCGUUGAUGAACCCACUACAAAGCUUGCCGAAGCAGCCAAAGACAUCUCCACUGUUGAACAAGAGCCUGUAGUGUCAGAUGUCGAGCCGAAAGAGCAGUCAAACGUUGGUCCUACUGUUUCCGAGGAUACUACAGCCCUCACUCCUGUUGUUGAUCAGACGGUCACGGAACCUACGGAAGAAGAGGAGGUGUCGAAAUCGAAGAAAGACAAGAAGAAGGCCAAGAAAGCCGCCAAGAACGCUGAGGCUGAGGCUUCUGAACCUAUUCUCUCCGACAAGCCUUUGACCGAAGCAGCUCAAACUACUUUGAUCGAGCAGCCUUCCUCGGUGGUGCCUGACACGACAACUACGACUAUCGACGAGGCUCCGCGCACGGACGUUGACGAUUCGAUAGCCCCUGCUACAGUCGCCGCUGAGGACAACGAAGGCAAAGAGUCAGCUACCAGCCGCGAUGUGAACGACUCUACCAAGAACGAACAACUUAGCAUUGCGCCUGCAGCUGACAACGCGGUUGAGACUGCCACUUCAGACGCACAGACGAUUCCCAGCACCACUGCUACCUCUACAGACGUCCAGCCGGACGACGAGCAAGAACCAGAGGAAUGGGCUGGGCUAUCGAAGUCGCAAAAGAAGAAGCUGAAGAAAGCCAAACGCGCAUCCGUUGCUGAGGUAGAACCAUCCCGGCCAGCCACACCUGCAGAGAAUUUGUCAAAGGUUCUUUCUGCCGAGCCUCAGUCAUCUGUUCCCGAAGUGGUUCAGGAGCCCACUACUGAGCAAUUGCCCCAAGCGGAUGAACUCCGUGCUCUGCCAGUCGCGGAACCUAUCAGCGAGGGGAAGCAGGCUGAAGCAUACCUCGAGCAGCCCACCGCAACUUCGGAGCCAACAACCACCUCAACCCCAGCUGAAGACCCUGCACCAACCACUGCUACACCAGACCCGUCACCAGGCGAUCCCAAGCCGCCAGACAAAGAGCUCGAAGCGCCUUCGUCCCCUUCCUCCUCCAAGAAGGACAAGAAGAAGGCCAAGAAGCAAGCUAAGAAGGCAACACCUGCGGAGCCUUUUUUAGUAGAUGAGACGCCUGAGGCAGCCAACUCUGAUACUCAGCCGUCUCUGUCGAUUCCUACACUUUCGGAGACCCAACUACCUUUCUCGGGGAUACCGACACAAUAUCCCCCCCAAUCUUUUACGAAUAAUGAGCUUGUUGAUGAUUUUGAUGAUAAGAAGGAGGCGAAGAUUGAUGAUGCGAGGGAGGAGAGGGAACAUGAGGAGGAGAAGAAGGAUGAGGAAAAGGAGGAUGUUCACAGGGAGGUCGUGGAGAUGAGAGAUGAGGAAGAACAGAAGAAGAAGGUGGAGGAGAUCGUUGCCGAGGCUGAUCAGCGUGGAGAGCCUUCGGUCGUAGUUGGAGAAUUCCCGGAGCAGAAUGCCACAGAGGCUAUCGCUAUUGAGGAGAAGUCAGUGGGAGUUGAACAGCCUUUCGAGUCGACCGCGCCGCAAGAGCCCAUAACUGCCGUUACAGACGUUACCGAGAAGGACAUCAAGGAGCAAGCACCUAUCAUGGAAGACCACGCUUCUGAGACAAUCAUUCCAGUCGAUUUCGCCCUUGCUGAGCCAUCUGUGGCUCUGGAAGCCGACUCAGCGCCCACACUGGAAGACCCAAUUCCGGUAGAGACGCCCCAAGAAUCCACACCUACUCCGAUGGUCGUUGAAGAGGAUCAACCGACCGCUCUGCCGCAACAAGACGAGCUCAAUGAAGUUGUGGAGGAAGCUUUUCAGACACCAGUGGCACAACCGACCCGUUCACUCGGCGAAGCUGGUGACGACUUGGCCACCCCUUCUAAGAAGAGAAAGAAGAACAAGAAGGGGAAACGUGCGUCCACAGUAGAGGAGCAAGAGCAAGCCAUCAGCGUUUCUGAGCCUGAGCGCGAUGCUGCGGACAAGCCAAGUGAAGACAUUGCGGUUGCAGAACCCAAGGAACCAGUGGCUUCUGCAAUUGAGGCUGUCAAGCCCCUAGAGGAUGUCGCAAUCGUUCGAGACAUUGAGGUUGCGCGUCCUUCCGAGCCUCAAGCGGAUACAACGCCUGUCGUCGAAGAAGCCGCCCUGCCCAAGGACAAACACGCUACGUCUGAUGUCCAGGAGCCUGUACCCGUUCCGAUCGCGACAGAAGAGCGCGAGGACACGACCACGCAGCCUGAGACCGCCACGUCUUUGCCUGAAGUGGGUGAAGAAACGACUAAGGCAGAGGCUUUGUCCCAAGACGUUGAACGUACGGUCGAAAACAUCGAAGAGCCCGCCAUUGUCGUUCGGGAAGUGGAGCAAGUUCCAACGCCGACAAUCGAGGAGCCGACCUUUUCAAAGAAGAGCAAGAAGAAGAGCAAGAAGGCCAAGCAGGCGUCGUCUAUCGAGACCGUUCCUGAAGUUCAGUCUUCCCAACCAGAGGAGCUGCCAUCCGUUCAGCUCGAACCAACCCCGCUGGCGUCUGAGCCAAUCAACGAGUCGGAAGUGUCACGUGAGUUCACGGUUCCUGAGCAGGUCGAGGAUGUUCAACCAGCAUUUCCGACAACAGACGACAAGACUACCGGCCCAGAAGAGUCGAUCUCGAAGCCUGUCGAAGAGACGCAGCAACCUUCGCUACCAAGCAUCAAACGUGACGCGCCCGCUGAGGUUCCAGAAAUCGUAUCCGAGCCUCCAAGGACAACACAGCUUGAGCCAACAACUUCUGAUGCCCUUCAACCGCCCACGGAAGAGCUUCCCGUACCUUCGCUCUCGAAGAAAGACAAGAAGAAGAGCAAGAAGGCCAAGAAACAGUCUCAAGCGGAAGAAGUAGUGGAGGAGACCACUCCUGAUGUACCUCGAGAUGUAUCUCGAGAUGUUACUACGGAGGCCGCGCCCACUUCGGUCAUUGGAGAAGUUGCCGAGGCGAUCGUCGAGCCAAUUGCUGAGCCGGUCGUGGAAUUGGUGGCCGAGCGAGCCAUUGAAUCAGCCACCGAGACAACGCCGGUCAUUGAGUCCACACCAGUUGAAGAUGCAUCCGCACCAAAGCCUGAGGACAUGUCGUUCGUUCCAGAGACUACCGUCAACGAGCCGACAACGUCUGACGAUGCACCAGCGCCUACCACCGAAGACAUCCGCGAGUUCCCAGAGCGUACGGAAUCAAAGCUUCAACCAGAAGUGAUCUCCAAGCCUGUAGAAGACGCCGCUCAGGUACCGCUGCCUGAAGAUCCCAUCAUCAGCCCACCAGCCCAGACAGUCCGGGAGGAGUUCGUUGGCCCAAUCCAGCCUGAGACCACAUCAGAUGCCCAAGACGAGCAACUUCCGACCCCAAUCGUAGAGCUAGAGGCUCCACUCGAGAUCGCUAAUGCCGCACCGUUGUCCAAGAAGGACAAGAAGAAGGCCAAGAAGGCGAAAUCGAAGGCUUCCGACACUGUCACGGCUGUCGAUGAAGUCGCGGUACAGCCCGAGGUCGAGAAUGUCCAAGAUGUCGGCGCUAGCAGCAAUGAGCCAGCACCUCAAGAUGUGCCACUUUCUUUGCGUCAGGAAGCUACUGUGGUUGAGACAGUUGUCCCUAUGAAUGACCAAGAGCCUUUACUGGACGACCGCGCACUUUCCAUGCCCCCAACGGAGGAGACCAAGGAAGAAACCGAGAAGUCCGAUCUUACACCGCCUCUCGUGGACGCUAUUUCAACGCCCUUGCCUGAUACUGCUCAAGAGCCUAUCAUUGAACGAUCGAUCGAAGAGGUAUCAGCCAUCGAUGCGCCAGUCACUGCGGCGCAAGAGACUCCUGUUACACAGGAAAUCGCAACCGAGAAUCAAAUCGAGGAGACAGUCAGCCAAAAUGUGCCAGACACCACUGUCACUCCAGAGAUCGUUGAAGAGCGAUCUUCUGAUGUACCAACGACGGACGUUGAGCCUCAAGUCGAGGAGCCAGCAUCCCCAUCGGUCUCCAAGAAGAAGAGUAAGAAGAAGGGCAAGAAGUCAGAUGUCGUAACGCCGGCUCCCGAAGCCUUGCCUACAGCAGACUCCGACAACGUUACUUCUACGAUUGAGGAUAUCGCGUUGCCUACAGCCGAAGUACAAGACACCAUCGCAUCAAUUCCAGAUGAGCAGCCGAAGGUCGAGGCUCCGAUUCAACCAGAGAUUACCGUACUGCCAGAGACUGUCAGUGAAGUACCUGCCACCGAGACUGCACCUCCAGUCAACGAACCAGUUUCGGUACCAGAGACGACCGUCGUCGAGGAAGUCAAGAAUGAGACCGUUACGCAGGAGCCCGUUCUUGAGCGUAAGCUGAGCAAGAAGGAGAGGAAGAAGGCCCAGAAGCAGGCCGCUGCUCAGGUCGAGGAAUCCAUCGUUGAGGGGGAGCGAGUCGUGGAACCAGCCACGGAGCCAGCCACUGAACCCACUAUCGAGCCUGUUGCCGAGUCUACCGUCGAGCCUACUGUCAAGCCAGCGACGGUAGAACCAGCGCCUGCACUCGAUACCACUACGGUUGAGCGUGUUCAAGAGACUGACCCAGUGGUACAUGAGCCUGCUGUUGAGUUUUCAUCUUCACGUGAGGUACCCGAAUCGACGAUCGAGACUUUGCCUCAAGAAGCAACAGUGGAGGACACAUUUGUUUCCACUCCAAAGAAGAGCAAGAAAGCGAAGAAGGACAAGAAGAGCAAGACGCAACCUGCUGUUUCUGAUCUCCCCGAGGAGCCUGUCAAAGAAACAUCGAUUCUUCCUGAGCAAGUACAAGCAACGGAAACGUUCGAGACUGAGCCCGCCGCCACCAAACGACUACAGCCUAUCAACCUACAGGAUCAGGACACAACGAUCCCAGAGACUGAGCCAAUGACUUCGACGACCGCUCAGAUCGAGGAGACGACAACGGAGUCUGUGAAGACGGAAGAGCCUGUUGUCCAUGCCAACAUUACUCCCGAAGUGAUCGAACAGCCUCAACAGCCGGCUUUCUCACAAGAUAUGGACGUCGACAAGCUACCAGGAGAUGUCCCAACAGGCACCACUGACGUCCAGGAUCGUUCUGUCCCCGAAGCUGAUGUGGCCUUUCUCGCUGUCGCACCACCGGUCUUUGAAGAGUUCCAGCAACAGCCCACUCGAGAGCUAAUGCCAGACGCCUCAGUCGAAGCGUCAGCGGAGUCAACUACCGUAGUCGAGGAGGCCAAGAGCGUCCCAGAAGCACAAUCCGAGAGCAUUGAAGCCCAGCCAUUCAUCCUUGAACCGACCAUUCCGGAGGUACCUGUUGCAUCAUCUCCAAUCGCUAGAGAGCUGCCAUCGGAGGAGCCAUCGGAGCCUACAACGGGAACAACUGACUUGCGCGACGAGCAAACACUGUUUGAGCCUGUGGAAGAAAGUUCCCUUUCCCGCUCAAUGUCGAAGAAGGCGAAGAAGGCCAAAAAGGACCGGAAGUCUCUUGCUGACAGCGAGCUUUCUGGACCCGCUACGACUGCCAGUGAAGCCCCUUCAGAAAUUGUCACCGAGACACCCAUUGAGCAAGUCAUCCCUCAGCCAACUACCACCGAGACCACGAAGGAGUUGGUACAAUCUCCCACGCCAGCAGAAGAGAGUGCGCCGGUAAUCCCAAUAGUCGAGGAGACCCCAGUACCUGCCGUCGCCGAAGCUACUCCAGAAGACGACUACCGGAGCCUUGAGGAGCAGCAGCCUAUCGAGCCUAUCGAGUCCACCACGACGCACGAAGAAGCUCGUCAAGUCACGCAUGACGACUCUGUUCUAGCAAACGAGCCCUCCCCCUCUCUCAGGGCGAUCCAAGAUGAAGCUGCCGAUCUGCGACUCCGUGCAGAAGCACUCGAUGCUGAGCUCGCCACACAAAACGACGCUGAUGAGCCCUCCAUCAUCGAGCCCGCUUCCAUGUUCGCUAUCGUCAAAAAGCUCACGAAGAAGGACAAGAAAAAGGCGAGAAAGAGCAAAGGCGACACUGACGCUAUGCCGACGACUCCUGCGGCCGAACCUGAGGCUGCGGUUGAGACGAAGGAAGUCGUCGAGACGCCCGCAUUCGUGUCUGCGCCGAUCUUGGCAGAAGAGCAAGUUGUCGACAAGGGAGAAGUUGUCGAAACACCCUCGCUGACAGAAGAUACCAUUGCGACCGAUGGGCCUUCUCGCAAACUGAGCAAGAAGGAGAAGAAAAAGAAGGGCAAGCAGCCUGCAGUCGAUCCAGUCGAAUCUUCCGAGACAGCAUCGCCGUCGAGCGCGCCGAUCGUUGAGUACCCAGAGCCAAUCGCCGAGCAGCCAACAGAGUCACCAUCAGUCGUCACUGAGCCUUCAGCAGACACUGUCACGCCAGAGAAAACUCACCAGGCUUCCCGUUCCAUCGAUACUGAGCGAGUAGUACUUGAUGAGCCAGCUGCAGCCGACAUCCCGGCCCCAUCUACCGUUACCCAAGAUCUUCAAGAAACACUUGUGGAAGAGGAACUACUCCCGUCAAGGAAGUUCAGCAAGAAAGAAAAGAAAAGGGCUAAGCAAGCUGCCGCGCUAGAGGAUGCAACAUCUUCUCUAUCUGAGGAUGUUCCGUUCUCUACUUCGACUGAGUCUCGGGAAGUAGCUUUGCCUGACUAUGAGGUAGCUACGUCAGUGCCAGCACCUCCCAGUGAGGGUUUCCCUGCGACGAGUGUCGAGGCUUCCAAAGAGGCAGCUGUUAAGGAAGUUCCGGCUAUGACGCCGAGCCAACGUGAGGUGGAGACACAGAUCGAUACCUCAAUCGUUACACCAGCAGAGGCAACCACGGACAGUCUACCACCACCAGUCGUCGAGCAACAAGAGCCAAUUCUUGAGGAGCCAUCCAUUCCAUCUCCUAAGCUGGGCAAGAAGGGCAAAAAGAGAGCCAAGCAGGAUACACUCCCCGCGCAGGAACCCGAGGCGCCCGUUACGGUAGACGCACCGUUGCCCGAGACCAGUGAGCCCAUCGUUACGGAGAUACCGCACACAACCCAAGAGGUGUCCAGGGACACUUUCUCUCAUAGACCAGCGACCGUUGAACUUCCAAUCGCGACCGACUUCAUGGAAGAAGCACUUCGGUCAGAGGCAUCUACUGUGCCACGAUUUGACCCAGAGCCAGAGGUUAAAGUCACCGAAGUGCAGCCCCAACCGACUCCCAUCGACCUUGCCAUCAAGACUUCCAUUACGGAAAGCACCGAGCAGCCUCGCGAAUUCCCUGUUGUGCGUGAAUCAGAACCAGAGUCUGCGAUUGCUCCGACUCUCGUACGCAAAGAGAGUAAGAAAGACAAGAAGGGCAAGAAGCAAGACGUGGUUGCUAAACAGCCUGUCACAUCGAGAACCGACGAUGUAGUGGUCUCUGAAGACGUCCGAACUGAAGAGCAGCCUGUUGACUUGUCAAAGCCCAUGGACCAGCAAGUCACGGUUCCCAUGGACAUCCUAACUGAGCCCACACAAGACACGUCAAUCGCGCCAGUCCUGGAGAAGCAGCCCCAAGAGAUCAUUCCGCCAAGGAAUCUUUCAGAAGAGCGUGUGACCGUUGACGCUCCAGCGACGGAAGCCACCCCCGAGGCCGAGACGACUCCCACGAAGAGUAAGAAGCAAAAGCGCAAGUCAAAGUCUCCGAGGACUUCAAGAGAGCCCGCUAGCGUUGCGCCCAUCGUCCCCGUCGAGGAGACCGCCCCUGAACCGACUAUUGCGCGUCAGAUUGUGUACGACAACCGUCAAGAUACGAUCCGAGAACGCAGCCUUUCUCCCAGGAAAAGACCUACAACACCGUCAACGCCCGGGUCGCCAGUAAUUGGAGCAAUUCUCAGCCAGCCGAAGAGGGAACACGUCAGGUCCAUGUCCAACGUCUCUAUCCCUGAUCUCCAUGUCAGAGCCAGCGAAUCCGAUAGCACUACUCAGCACCCUUUGUUGCACAAGAAGUCAUCCAAGAAACACAAGUUGGCAGCUUUGUUUGAGCGCGGUAAAUCACCUGAUGGUCCCCCUGCGGAACGAGGUCUGCGAAAAGAAGGAUCUGGCAGUGUCAGAAACCUCGCCGAGCAAUACGAGAGUCAAUCACGAUCUGUCACGCCAAUUCUACCUCCGUCUCCCGAGAAGCGUUACCUGUCUCGAUCUCCAUCGCCUGAGAAGCGUCAGCUCCAUUCUCGAGUUGCAUCUCGUAGUCAACUUGGCUUGGCAUCACCAGUGCGAUCAGAUUCGAAGUCACCCGCCAGAGACAUAGACUUCGCAGCUACUGUCGCCGCCAGUUUGCAAGAGUCUGGUUUCGAUCCUGGAUACGUCAUCAACGACAGAGCUUUCCAUCGCUCGAACUCCCUAUCAGGAGCUCGCGAUAUCACGCCUGAUGAUGAUAUUGCCGCUGCAAAGGAAAGAGCCGGCAGAUCACGACUCGGUAGCUUGAGUCGCUCAUCAUCGGUCUCCGGCUCGCCAAAACUACGACCACUUCAGCCUAGCGGACCCGAUGUUCUGCCACCCAUCGAAGUAGCAAUGGCAACGACUGACACUGCUUCGUUCGACCCACUGGAUGUGCUCAACGACCCCGCUUUUGCAACGCGAAAGUCGCCUCCUGGUGUUCUUGAAGAAGCUGACCCUGAUGAGUUGGCCGGGUCGUCAAGUCUGAGAAGGAACAAGAGCAAGAAGAAGCGUCAUCCGAUACCAGAAGCUCCAGUGGAAUCUGAACACAUUCGUGAAGAAGCAGACGCUUCAGUUGCACCGAUUGUUCGAGGCAAGAAGUCAAAGAAAGACGAAGAAGGAGCUCCACGUCUGCAAGACCGUGUUGAGUAUGCAGCUUCAGAGACUCCGGCGAUCGAGGCUCAUCGAGAUGUGCCUCUCGCUGUUGAGACUCCAGCUGACUCCACAGUCCGCGGAAGUGAGCCUGCUCAGUCCGUGCCUCGCGCGCCAACCUCCACCGAUGUCCUUCCGGAGGUGCCAACGCAAACAACAGGUUUGGAGGCCAAGUCUAUCGACGUCAAAGAGGAAGAUUCAAACAGACAAGACACGAUGACGAGGAAGGAGAGGCCCAGGAAGUCAGCGAAAGACGCCAAACCUGCAACCACUGAGGAUGUGCCCGUACUGCCCGUGACAUUCGAUCAGGAAGCCCGUUCACUGACCGCUGGAGAGCCGAAGGAAUAUCCAUUUCCACAGGUGACGCAAGAGAAGGAAAUCGAGAGGAAGAAGGAGGAGACGCGCAGGCGAGAGUUGGAAAAAGAGAGGGAUAUGGAUGCAUGGGCUCCAUCGCCAAAAAUGAAGAGCAAAAAGAGCAGGAAGACUGAAGAGAGGGUUGAGGGGAAGUCGAGCACCGCGCCGAGGGACGCACCACCAGCCGAUACACGAGCUGCCGUUCCUGAAGCUCACAAGCGCAGGACACAUCCUGUAUCCUUUGACGAUGAGCAACCGGACGAGAAGCGCUUACAUACGUUGGAGUCCACUCAAGAGCCUCAGUUCACUACUGAGCGAACAGCGUCGCCAGCGCAUGUCGUCGCAUCAGAGCGCUCACGCACCGACAAGCGCUCCAAGGAAGCCAAACCAUCAACACAUGGUGCAGCACCAGCCAACGAGCCAUCAUGGUCAUUCGCCGAAGUUCGAGACGACAGCGGUCAGGAGCCCGCCACUGCACAGUCAGCACAGUCAGUCGAGAAGGCAACACGUACGCUGAGGCGGUCGAAGGAACCGAAGACUCCUCUGAGUGCAUCAAAACGCUCAACUGCAACUGACCAAGAUGCCGAAGACAGCCCUGCUUUGCCAACACACCCAGUGGUUUCUGGCGCGACAACCCCAGGCACCGAAUUUGCAACGAAGGAGCGAACCUCGUAUCUUUUCGAUUCCUCGCCAUCGACACGCGCCUAUGGCACUUCACCAGCAGUUGGGCCGCAAACACCCGCUCAUGAUACUCAGAGAGUUGAUGAUACUCCGUCAAAAGACAAAGGCAAGAAACCACGCACAGAGUCGCAGCACGGUCGAACAUCGCCUACGAAGGAGAUUGUACAGAAGGAGUCAUACCAAUCCUUGUUUGGAGAUCCAAAUGAGAAGAAGGGUGAGACCCUUUCCACGCCUGUCGCGAAGUCCGAACGCACACCAGGCACCAAGCAACUCGAGUCCAUUGAAGAAGUCAGCCCGGAUGACACCAAGCACAAGAAAUCACGAUCCAUCGCUGAUGUCGGCGCGCCAGAGCGAGGACUCAAGUCAGCUCGUCGCACCGAGAGUCUCAGGCAACUUUCUGAUCGUCUGAGAUCACCUCCGCCCAGCACGCCAACACCCACUGGUCGUCGAAGUGUGGCAUCCAUGGCAGAAAACUCAGGUGGAAGAGACUCACCAUGGUCGCAGGUCAACGACAGCGUUGACCGAACCAUGACUCUCAGCCCCGCACGCCGCAUGCCUCGCUCCUCUCCGAGCGCAGACCCGUUGAAGCAGUACAUUGCUGAGCAACGGUCUCCCAGUGUUCAAAGUCAGCGUUCCCUGAGCAACAUCGCGAGACUCAGGUCUCCGGAUCAGGAGCGGCCUAUGAGCUCUAUGAGCAAUAUCAGCACACGUUCGGACCGGUCGUUGAGAAGAGUGGACCGGCAAACGUCAGGUGACCUCAGAUCAGCCUCGAGGCUUGGCGAGGCCAGUGCGCAAGACGCUAAGAGCGCGCAACCCAAUCUCUCCAGCACGGCGCUCGCGGCUGGAGCAGCAGCCAUCGCAGGUAUCGCCGCCCCACCGGUUUACGACCCAGUCCGGGGUACAGGUAGAGGUCGCCGUACCAGUAUGGCCGAAACCUUUGUAAGUAGUUCGCAGUUGUUGCGCACGCCGCUUCUGAUUACUGACUGUCUUUUGCAGGAAGCAUGGGGUGAAGCCCAAAGGUCGCCUAGCUCGCCCUCACGUCCACCAAGCGUGCGCAAACGUCAAAGCAUGCAGAUCAUGGACCUGCAGACGCAACUUGACCAGCUAGCUGCGCAAAACUCAGCUGUCGAGACCGCCAAAGCCAAGGCUGAGGAGGCUUUGCAAGCUGCACAACAUCAGCGCCAAGUUGACGAGCAACUGGUACUUGAAGAAGUAGAAGCACGUGACCGUCAGAUUCACCAAAGGGAUAUCGACAUUGCGCAACUCAAGGAUACGCUUCAACGACUACAAGAAGAGAUUGCGCGCCUGAAUCAACUCAACAACGCACUAACAGACGCCAAUCGCAACCUGACCAACGAUGCCAAUGAACGAUAUGGUCAACUCCAGUCCGAGGGACAAAUGGUGCAUGAGCAAUGGCAGGCAUCGCAACGAGAGCUAGAGAGCCUCCGCAGUCAAUACGCUCAGCUUCAGGCUGAAGGCCAGGCAAUGCAACAGCAAUGGCAAACAUCACAACGAGACUUGGAGGAACUUCGCCGCCAGCAUACUCAGAUGCAGCGAGGUCUCGCAGAUGCAGUCCGCGAUGAAGUUGGCGAAGCACUCGAUGAGCGCAAUGCCGAAAUCGACCGUUUGACCGCAGAGCUUGCGACUGCACGCGAACAGAUUAAGAACCUUCAAAAGCAGAUCUUGGCUUCGAAGAAGCCUAGUGAGAGCUUCCUCACUGUUCGCGAUGAGGACUACUUUGACAGCGCCUGUCAACAACUGUGUCAACAUGUCCAGCAGUGGGUGCUGCGCUUCUCCAAGUUCUCUGAUACUCGCGCAUGCCGCCUUUCAUCAGAGGUCGCAGCUGAUACACGACUAGAUGCAUCAACGCGUCAGAAAAUCGACACUCGCCUUGACAAUGCCAUUCUCGAUGGCUCAGAUGUCGAUUCACUCUUAGCGGACCGUGUCAAGCGCCGAGACGUCUUCAUGUCCGUGGUUAUGACCAUGAUCUGGGAGUACGUCUUCACCAGGUACCUAUUCGGUAUGGACCGAGAACAGCGCCAGAAACUCAAGGCGCUGGAGAAGACGCUUUCAGAAGUCGGCCCACCACGCGCUGUGGCACAAUGGCGAGCUAUCACACUUACCCUUCUUGCGAGAAGAGAGCCUUUUAUGCAGCAGCGCGCUCAGGACACUGAAGCUGUGGUGCACGAAAUCUACAGCACACUCUCGACACUUCUUCCGCCACCAUCGCAUCUGCAGCGCCAGAUCCAGGAGUCGUUGCGCAACGUGAUGCGCUUGGCAGUGGAGCUAUCAAUUGAGAUGCGCACGCAACGCGCAGAAUACAUCAUGCUGCCGCCGCUACAACCCGAGUACGAUACCAAGGGCGAUCUCGUCGCCAAGGUUACUUUCAACGCCUCUUUAAUGAACGAACGGUCAGGCGAGACGACGUCGAACGACGAACUCCAAGCCCGUGGGUCGGUGGUCAAGAUUGUACUGUUCCCCCUAGUCGUCAAGAAGGGCGAUGACUUCGGCGAAGGCGAGGACGAGAUUGUCGUCUGCCCAGCCCAGGUCCUGGUCGCCGGAACCAAGAGCAGGAAGGUAGUGAGGGUCAUGAGUGGAGCGAUGUCGAUCAAUCGUCCCGACUCACGAGCAAGUCGCAUCAGUCGGGUAACGAGCGUCGCGCCCCCUGAGAGCACGAUCAUGGACUACGAGCAACCUGGCAGCAACAUGAUCUAG
Molecule: messenger RNA, 29121 nt
Organism: Alternaria metachromatica
Lineage: Eukaryota; Fungi; Ascomycota; Dothideomycetes; Pleosporales; Pleosporaceae
Exons: 2
Coding region: 1-29121 (9706 amino acids)
Source: RefSeq, a predicted model, not a curated record